Molecule: messenger RNA, 2891 nt
Organism: Cygnus olor (mute swan)
Lineage: Eukaryota; Metazoa; Chordata; Aves; Anseriformes; Anatidae
Gene: PACRGL
Product: parkin coregulated like
Exons: 8
Coding region: 233-913 (226 amino acids)
Source: RefSeq, a predicted model, not a curated record
GCGGGGGCUCUCCUCCCGGCACGCCGGGGCCGGCAGCGCUGGGUUGGGCCCCGCCGGGCCCCUGCGGCGCGGAGGGAGGGAGGGGGUAUCGCCGCUGCCCGCCGGCCGGCGGAGGGUGGCUGUUUGAGCCCCUUAACGGUUACGGGGCUCGGGUCCCCCUCAUCGUUCUCGUUCUCUGCCCCAGCAGCGCUCCGGGAGGGUUGUCGCUUGGCAGGGUAGUAAUGUUCUAAGAAUGUCAUCAGGUGUGCAAAUAAAACCAAAGACUGCAGUACAGAAAAGUAAGGCAUCCUCUCCUUUGCCAUGUUCUCCGGAACCUGCAACUAAACCACAGCCAAAGCCUAGUGACAAGCUGAAUCCCAAAACUAUUGAUCCGUUUGGUACUCCUUCUAGAACAACUUCUGCAUUUGCCGCUAUAUAUGCUAAAGGUGGCAUUCCGUGCAGGUUAGUGCAUGGCUCAGUAAAGCACAGACUGAAAUGGGAAUGCCUUCCUGAAACUGUUCCUUUUGAUCCUCUUCUUGUAACACUGGCAGAGGGUCUGAGAGAGACAAAACAUCCCUAUACGUUUGUUUCAAAGGAGGGUUUUAAAGAAUUACUUAUGGUUGAAGGUGCUACUGAAAAAGCAAUUCCCUUGUUGCCUCGUCUAGUUCCAGUGUUAAAGGCUGCAUUGGCCCAUUCAGACGAUGAAGUAUUUGAAAGGGGAUUGGAUGCUUUAGUUCAACUGAGUGCUGUUGUUGGCCCGUCUCUUAAUGAUCAUCUUAAGCAUCUGCUCACAAAUCUUUCAAGGAGAUUGAUGGACAAGAAAUUUAGAGAAAAAAUUACUGUUGCUUUACAGAAGUUGGAGCAAUAUGGUGGAAAGGCGACUGUGGCUAUCAUCAAAUCUAAAAUUCCAACCUAUUGUUCUAUAUCCUCUUGAACAAAAAAAAAUCUGUAGUGAGUUGUACUGUGAGGUCAAGUUUGAAGAUAAACUGCCUGUGAGCGUCACUGACACUUCUUUGUGGUAUGCUAUGUUCUCUUAAACUAAUCACAGUUCUUCUUCAGUGUAAUGGAAAGUGGGAAACAUCCCAUCAGUUUGUGAAUAUAUAAUUAUGAGAGAAUGUUUAAAAUAAUUUUCUAUUGGCUGUUAUUUAUGUAUGCAUUGUGCUUACAAGGACACUGACAAAUUGGCUAUUAUUUCAAAGGCUGAGUAAAUAUAGAUUCAUAUUUUGUUGUAAAUUACAUUUUCCUUUAAUAGAUCUGCUUAGUGUGUUUUGUAGAUUUGUAUGAUGCAAAAUAAUUUGUCUGUAGUUACUUAAAUGGGAACUCACAUAGUGCUAAAUUACCAUGCGCUUUUGAAACAUUUAACUUAUUUUAUGCCACAGGCACAGAUGGAUGCAGUUUGGAUUCAUCAGGACUUAGUGGAUUAGACAUAGAACUAAAAGAACUCACCUAGACUUUUUGAGAGUCAGCUUUUGAAGGUAUGAAGCUGUAUGUACCGUACAGGUAGCAAGCUGUAUUUGCUCAGUGCGUACUGGGCAUGUUGUUUUCAGAAGCUGAAAGAGCAUUUGUCCAUGAGCAUACUUGAGCUUGAUUGCAAAAUGUGGACCAACAGAUCUUGAAAUAAAUUAUGUUCAGGUUUGUUGUUUUGUGUAUUUGAGUUACCCUGUGGGGAAGAACUAACUGACUGAAGUGGUAGCUAAUUUAAUUCAGAACUGUGGUUAAGUUCUGUGCUAAGUCAAGAUAUAUAUAUUUAAGCUUUUUAAAAUUAAUUUUGUUGGCAGAAAUGUUAAAUCUGAAGAAAUACAAUUAUUUAACAACACAAAAAAUUGAUCAUGCUGGUUUUUCUUUGUUUACUUUAUUUCUUUUUUUUUUUUUUUUACAAAAUGUGCACAUUUAGUUUACACAAACACGCUACAGCAAAUUUCGGGUGUACAUGUAUUGUACUACUCUUAUCCUACACUGGUGAUAGCAGAGCAGCCUUCAACAUGCCUCUAACAUCCCAUCUCUACACCAGAAUAGAUACCUGAUUUAUUUAUUUUUUUUGCGAAAGAAUGUUUGCCACAUUCUUUCUAUUUAAUUAAUCCCAUUUCACGUUUUCUGCAGCAAUGUCACAAUGAAGAUUGGCUUCUCUCUGAUAGCAUUUCACCUAUUUUGAAGUAUUGGCAUAAAUCUCUGGACAACGUAUCUUAAAAAUUACAUGUAUUGGAGGGGGCAUACGUUUUAAUUCUGAAUCUAGAUAAAGCUUGCUCCAAUCUUAAUGAAGAAAUUAUCCUAAAAAUUUAAUGCACUUAUCACAUAUAGAUGAUAUUGUAUAGCUGAAGCUUCAUUUUUUUUCCUAAUUCUUUCUCAUAAUUAAAGAUAUUACAAAAAGCUGACACAGAUGUUAUCCUGUCUAGAAUUCAUUAUUAGUAGAUGUUACUACAUAGUGAUAUUCAGCCUGCGCACGGAAGAGGAACGGAAGUUUCAAAGGAACUUCAUGGUUUUUUUCUUCAUUAAAGGCAACAAGACACAUACCCAUGAACACAGUGUUAGGAUCCAGUUAAGUUUUCUUCAUGAAAAAUUCAAGGUCAGAAGAUUCUUAAUUUUAAGCAAAGAUCUUUGUGUAUAUGCCCAAGAAUAAUUAGUAAUAUAGUAUGUAAGGACUCCUGAUAUUCAUGUCAUGAAAAAAUAAAUGCAGAUUUAAUAGAUAAGUAUGAUUAAUAGAAGCUUACUAGUAUUUGUUAGGGAAUAAAUCUACCUAAGCAAUUAUCAUUUUUAAGUUUGUGUUACAUAACAUCUCUUCCUCUCAAGUUAUUUAUUUUGUUAGGUUUGGGGUUUUGGUCUUCUUUUUCGAAGAGGAGAGAAGCAAGUUAAAGGUGGAAGGCAAUUGCAGCAAGCUGUGCAUUGCACAUAGCACAUUAAGUUAAAUUAUUAUU